Messenger RNA from Xylaria bambusicola, 1681 nucleotides. Its product is annotated as putative O-methyltransferase. The record is from RefSeq and is a predicted model, not a curated record. The transcript is spliced from 4 exons. NCBI's taxonomy places the organism in Eukaryota, Fungi, Ascomycota, Sordariomycetes, Xylariales, Xylariaceae. Bases 176 to 1351 code for a protein of 391 amino acids. Gene Ontology annotation, molecular function: O-methyltransferase activity.
CAAUGUUCCACUAUAAUAUGGUCCAUUGUUUAGUACUCCACAAUCUAUACAUGUCAUCAAGAUUACCCUCCUCCCACUCACCCCUCCUACCCCUCUCGUCUUUCUCGUCUUCCUUGUCUUCACAACUGUCCUGGUUCUUACAUGUAUUUGGGAACAUAUUUCCAGUCCUACCACAAUGUCAAAUCUUGAAGAGUUAAUAACCACACUCAACGGCAUUGAAGCAGGGAAUUUCAAAGAAAACGAUAUUGACCGUUUGAAACUAAUAGAAGCUGCCAAGAAACUCUUGGUUCGAGUAGAGGCCAAGGAAGAGAGAUGGUUUGAUCUCGUUUUCUCCCAGCCCAUCGUCUUUGCUGCUCUAGAAAUUCUUCUCGACCUCGGGCUGUGGCAGAAAUGGACGGUGAUUGACGGUGCCUCUAAAUCUGUUGAUGAACUCUGCGAAUUAUGCACGCCUAAAUGUGAUCUUAACUUACUUCGCCGUCUCCUCAAGCUUUUGGCCUCGGUUAACAUAAUCGCAGAGACAAAUGAAGAUCACUUUGCUCUGACACACAUGUGGCACGACGACAUGUGGAAGUGGAUUGCUUCACGAACCGUUCACUGGAGUAGCUCAGCCGUAAACUUCCCGCGGUUUCUAGCGAAGACAGGUUACAAGGAGCCCCAUGACCCCAUAAACAGUAACUACGCAGACCAAUCGCCCGGCCAUCUCCAUUUCUUCGACCGGUGCGUUGCCGAGCCAGCGUCCCAGGAGGCCUUCAGUGAUUUUAUGAAAGGCUGGGCAACAUACAAGGUGCCUUGGCCAACAUUUUACGAUACGGACUCUUUAAUGAAUGGCGCCGAUCUGAGCGAUGGGGGUGUCCUUUGCGUUGAUAUUGGUGGUCAUCAUGGCAUUGAUCUCACACGUUUACUCGACAAGCACCCAGAUCUUCCUCCCGGAUCGUUGGUGCUAGAGGACCUGCCAGAAGUCGUCAAUGGGGCUAUAAACCUGAAUGAGAAGAUAAAGGUCAUUCCACACGAUAUGUUUAAACCGCAGCCGGUGAAAGGGAGCCGAGCGUACUAUUUCCAUGCGGUGUUCCACGAUUGGUCGGACAGUGCAGCUACGCAAAUACUCAAAAACACUGUAGAAGUGAUGAAAAGGGGCUAUUCCAGAGUGCUCAUCCAGGACAUGGUACUCCCAGUCGUGGGUGCCACAGCCAUUCAAUCGACCAUGGACGUGGAGAUGAUGUCGCUCUGUUCCGCGUAUGAAAGAACGGAGGGUAUGUGGACUAAAGUCAUAACUGAUGCAGGACUGAAAAUCAUCAAGAUUUGGCAAGAUGGUCGUGGCAACGAAGGUUUAAUCGAGGCAGAACUAGCCUGAGCUGAACUAUCCGAGGUCGCCCCGUAGACAAUGAGCGUCCAAAUUGAGCAGAGAAAUUUGUAUAAAUUAUUAUGAUCUAGUCCGUCUUGAAAUUCUCAGAGUAGAAAGACGAAAGCGAGGUGAAUACUUUUCAGCGCAAUCUUCAUGCCGUUGUUGAAAGAAAUACCCCCUUUUUUGGUUCUUGUCAAGCCAUCGUAAUCGGAUUAGCCAAGCUUGCAGUCUUCCAAUCGCUAACUAUGAGGUAUAUAUAUUUUUUUUAUAUAAGAAAGACAAAAGCCAACAGAAUAAGAGUCCCAGAGAGUCGUGAGGUAGUGGGAAAAGAGGAUGAUG